GGCUUGACUCAUGCGAAUGCUUAAAUUGAAUCAGCUGAUUUUUACAUCCGGUUCAAUGUUCGAGAUUUCUUUUCCGGUUCAUCCAGACCAACGUUCCAGUGUUUGGAAGUCUGAUUGUAAAGAUGGUAGAUGAAGCUGGUGACAGGGAUGAUUCCUCAAAUGUUGCCAUCAUCAAAGAGGUAUACGAUAAUGAAAAUGCACAUGAGACAUUUGAAUAUGAACUAGAAAGAGCAUUAGAAUCUGAAUGCAGUUUAAUUGUUAUUGAGCCAUCUAAAUUAGGUGAUGAAACCUCCAGGUGGAUAGCAGUAGGAAAUUGUCUUCAUAAGACUGCAGCAUUGUCUGGUCUUGCUGCCAUAACUACAGGUUUGAUUUGGGGUGACCAGCCCUAUAUUUGUGGUCCAUUAGGUUUUAUAUCUGUAAUAUCCUGUGGACUUUAUACUGUUUCUUGGCAGUUUGACCCCUGCUGCCAAUAUCAAGUAGAGACUGACACAAGCAAAUUGCCGCAUGUAGAAUUGUUAGCAGUUCUAGGACCAUCGUCUCCAACAUUUCUCGUAAGAAAAGAUGAUACAAGAAGAAGAAUUCUUCACACGACUAUUACAUUGGUAGCUCUCAGCAUCAGUGCUUGGAGAGUUUAUCAGGCAUUUAAAUGAAAUGUUCUUCUACCAAGAAAGAAAAAAAUCUGAGUUUUAAAAAAGAGUAAGGUAGGCCAUACGAUAUAUUGUAAAAGAUCGUAAUAAGGCCUAGCAUAGAAAUCUGUGAAUUACAAUUUCAUGUAAAUUAGUGGGGAUUGUUGAGUCACGCAAAUCUAUUUUUGUUUGAUGUUUAUAUUUCUUUUAUGUUUUGACACUACCUCACAGGUGGAUGCUGAUUUUACAAUAAAAGGGAAAAUAUCUAAUAAAACAGACUAAAAAAAAGCCUGUUCUAAAACCACUUUGAAUCUAAAACAUGAUACUUCUUAAGGCUCCACAUUGUUACUCUAUGAUCUUCAUCUUGUUGAUUAUAUCACAGUUAAUAUUAACACAAGAAAGACACAAUCAUAUUCAUGCAAUCACUUAUGUGAUAUAACUACUAAUAUAAGUGUUCUUAGAUUUAUGCAAAAUUGCAAACGUACACCUGAAAGGUUGGACUUGAACUAUAUAUUUUUAGAGUGUAAAUAAAGUAGAUAGAAUACACUGCAUAUGAUGUAUUAAAGAGAA
Molecule: messenger RNA, 1196 nt
Organism: Bombus huntii
Lineage: Eukaryota; Metazoa; Arthropoda; Insecta; Hymenoptera; Apidae
Gene: Pmi
Product: transmembrane protein 11 homolog, mitochondrial
Exons: 3
Coding region: 123-650 (175 amino acids)
Biological process (GO): inner mitochondrial membrane organization
Cellular component (GO): mitochondrial inner membrane
Source: RefSeq, a predicted model, not a curated record